Messenger RNA from Tripterygium wilfordii, 1370 nucleotides. RefSeq lists its product as uncharacterized. Lineage: Eukaryota; Viridiplantae; Streptophyta; Magnoliopsida; Celastrales; Celastraceae. The coding region runs from base 453 to 1094 and encodes 213 amino acids. The record is from RefSeq and is a predicted model, not a curated record. The transcript has 2 exons.
CCUUAAAAGGCCAAAGUUUCUUUAAAUAGUCAGCAAAUCUAAUCAAAUAUUAGUCAAGUAUUUGUUAAUUGGUUUAUGAUCUGGUUUUUUUCCAAAAAAAGUAUAACAUCAGUUCCUAACCAAUGGACUUUAAUUGAAUAAAUGCAUUUUAAUAUGAGAACUCAUAUUCUUUUUUCGCUUUGGCUUUGUAUGUGAAUUGAUGCUUUUGCUCGUGUUUCACUUAUUUCUAGCUACAAAUUUAACAUUGAUGCUUUUGACUCUUGUAGUGGGGAGCAUGCUAUAUUCUUUUUAAAAGUGACCAUGGUCGGGAUUUCAAGUUAAUCCAUUGUUGGGAAGAACUACGCAAAUAGACAAAAUGGCAUCUUUCCAUCGAUGAAUGACAAAACCGAGGAGACAGUAGAAGAGGUAGGCCUGCAAAUUCUGGAAUUCAGGCAUCAAGCACUCUAUCCAGAAUGCCAUUAGUCAAUCCUUCUGCAUCUUCACGUCUAGGUUUCGAUGGCAUAGGUGAUUCUAGCAAUAAUAUUAGCAUGCCUACAACCCCUACAUCUGGUACACCCAACACUGCUUCUAAAAAUUCACAGCCUCCUCAAGUCCUACCGGAAAGGCAUAUUGAACGACCAUUAGGGCAAAAAUCCACAAAGGAUAAACGUAGUCGUUCUGUGGGUACAAGUUCCCAAGCCUCUGAUGCUGCAAGUGAAAGAUUGCAUUCAACCAUCUGUGCUUGGAAGCAAAAAUCUAAGUCAAGAUUAGAAUCAAUGAAACAAAUAAAUGAAGAGCAACAGUUCCAUGCUAUUAAGUUUGCUAAGCUUGAGGAGAUUCAAAAGUGUAUACAAAUAACAAAAGAUCUUGUGAAUACUGAGAAGGAUUUGUUGUCCUUGAUGCCAGAACUCCCUACAGAUGAGGUCGCUGCUAAAGUCAUUGCUAGAAUGAGGCAGCUUGAUGAGUUGGACAAAGAGCACCAAUGCAUUCGAGCUAUGGAAUUCUCACCUAGAGCUUCAACAAGAAUUUGUGAUGAAAUGCAAGAGAAUAACAUUAAUCCAUGCAACCUCGAGAGUAGGUUCGAUGAUGUUGAGUCAAUGGGGGAUCGUACUUGAACAACGAGCAGUGAUACUGUGUGCACUAUCUGUAUAAAUGAAACAUGCAUUUGUGAUCAUGUGCUUGCAUGGUAUCCCUUCAUUAUUACUUGCACUAUGUGAUAGCCCAUUAGUAAUGUUUGUAGCCUGCUUGAUGGAUUACUAUUGGGUGUAAGAAUGUACUUAUUUACUUGCACUAUUUCUCAAAAUUAUGAAUUUGUAAGCUGACAAUAAGGGGUGAUGGAUGUUUGUAGUAUGCUUGAUGGAUUUUGUUAAUUAUUGCACGUUAUAGCUGAA